This is a messenger RNA of Ambispora leptoticha, 1149 nucleotides long. The record is from the annotation of a GenBank genome assembly. NCBI's taxonomy places the organism in Eukaryota, Fungi, Glomeromycota, Glomeromycetes, Archaeosporales, Ambisporaceae.
AUGUCGAUGGUAGCAACGAGAGAAAGGCGUGCCAACGCCGGAAAUCGGAUGUAUGAAUUGUUGCAACGUGAACUGGAGUUGGAUGAAAUGUUUAUGGAGGUGGAAAAUGAUGAAGAAUUUGAUGCAAAUAUAGAGGAGGAUGAUGCGGCAAAAAAGAAAAUGUUGGCACCGUUGGGCCCCGUAUUACGAAACCGAAAACGUCUUGAGGAGAAAUCAACAGCAACAGUUUCCGCCGAAAAAAUUGCGUCAAUGCCUGGAGCUGACGAAUAUAUGGUUCGAAAACCUGCCCGAAUAAAAAAGCCUGCUACUCCAAUAGCGAUUCCCGUUCUAAACGGUAUCCGCUCUUCUUCACGGCGACAAACGGUGGAGAGCAAAAAAAUACUGCAAAAGAAAUUAAAGGAGUAUGAAAAACGAAGGGCAUGUGAUCAAAUGGGCAAAAAUUUCAAUGCUCAACUACCAAAACGUGAAAAACCCGUUGAAAGACCAAAAACUCAAGAAGAAUUACUUGAGGAAGCUAAAAUUACUGAGGAGGAAAAUUUACGUUCCUUACGAGAGUUCCAAUUACGAGAAGCUGAAAAGAUUGAAAUGGCAAGACCAUUCAGAAAAAACAAGAUAGAGGGACCUUUCAUUCGUGACAUUUCAUAUAUUGAGGGCGAUGACAAUCGAUAUCGACAAAAGAAACUUAUAAUGGAAGUGUCAAGUGGUGAGGAUGGCAAAAAUGUAUCACGUGAAUUAACGAAUGUUCAAUGGUGGAAUGGUGCAGAUGGAUUUGGUGACGAAGAAGCAGAUAAAAGGCAGGCUCGAAAACUAAUAAUAUUUGAGGGAUUUUCGAAUAGGGAGUGUUCAGAAAUAUUUGAAGAAUGGCGGCAGAAACCUCAAAAGGUAAAGAAGUGUAUUUGCCCAUUUACUGGUCUCACCGCAAAAUAUAAAGAUCCUGAAACUGGAAUUCCUUACGCCACAGUUGACGCUUAUAAAAAGCUUCAACGGAUAUUGAGUCAUGAAUUUAUAUGGUCACCAAUCUUAAAUGCAUACGUUCACGCAGCAGAACAGCGACCUGCAGCAGGAACGCCGGAAGGAUUUGCAGCUUUCUCAGUCCCGCAAGAAAAACCAAGACGCGAAAGAAGAACUAAUAAUAAACAUGUAUAUUAA